CUUGACUCCCGCGUGUGAAUCUUGAGCGAAUCUCACUCUGAGCAUCACCUCCUAUUAUUCAGUCGAACUUUGGUUCUGAUAUAGAACCUCAAAUUGAGCUAUCCCUCUCCAAGACGGAUGAUCUGUCUCCACCUCCACCCUCAUAACUCAUCCGCGCGAGCGCUGAGCAAAAUACCAUGGCAACCAUGCAGUCUCCCGAAAUUUCGUCUGUCGCCUGGGGCCACAUGGAGAUUGCUGGGCUGGAGCCUGGAAAAGAUUUCAAGCUCUACCCUGGCGGCGGUCGGCCUUGGGAUUGGGGCGAGACGGGCAUGCGACACAAGCCGGGGAUUUGCGUUGUUGACGUCGAAGAGCUUUUGCAGAAAGGCGCUACCACUAUCGUCUUGUCACAGGGCAUGGAUUUGAAGCUCCAGAUUGACCCUGCGACCCUGAGCUAUCUCGAAGGGAAGGGUGUGACUGUUCAUGUAGCGGAAACGCGCAAGGCGGUUGAAAUUUACAAUUCGCUGGCUAAGACAACGGCGAUUGGCGGAUUGUUUCAUUCCACCUGCUGA
Ilyonectria robusta is the source of this 548-nucleotide messenger RNA. RefSeq names its product NADH dehydrogenase 1 alpha subcomplex assembly factor 3. Gene Ontology annotation, cellular component: cytoplasm. Gene Ontology annotation, biological process: positive regulation of fat cell differentiation. The record is from RefSeq and is a predicted model, not a curated record. Bases 177 to 548 code for a protein of 123 amino acids. Lineage: Eukaryota; Fungi; Ascomycota; Sordariomycetes; Hypocreales; Nectriaceae. The transcript has a single exon.